Eutrema salsugineum is the source of this 2356-nucleotide messenger RNA. Its product is annotated as putative leucine-rich repeat receptor-like serine/threonine-protein kinase At2g14440. The coding region runs from base 91 to 1980 and encodes 629 amino acids. The transcript is spliced from 9 exons. Gene Ontology annotation, molecular function: protein binding. Lineage: Eukaryota; Viridiplantae; Streptophyta; Magnoliopsida; Brassicales; Brassicaceae. The record is from RefSeq and is a predicted model, not a curated record.
GUUGAUGCCAUAGUGGAAUCACAGUGAAUGCAUACAUUGGCUGCUUCCCAUUGCUCUCUCAAAUCGUAAAAUCUCAACUAAUUCCCAACAAUGCCCUCCUUCUUCUUCCUCUCUCUCUCCUCCAUCUGCUUCCUCCUCCUCCUCCUCCCAUUCUCUCUCUCCUCCCCAUUCAAUACUUCUCUCUUCAUCGACUGUGGAAGUCCCGAAGCUUCCACUGACGCAUUCAACCGCACAUGGCUCCCCGAUCGCUUCUACUCCGGCGGAAGCACCGCCGUCGUCUCCGAGCCUCUUCGUUUCCACCUCGUCGCCGAGAAAACCAUCAGGUACUUCCCUCUCUCCUUCGGCAAGAAGAAUUGCUACGUCGUCCCUCUCCCUCCCGGCCGAUACUACCUCAGGACUUUCACCGUCUACGAUAACUACGACGGCAAGUCUCACUCCCCGUCCUUCGAUGUCUCCGUCGAAGGCACCUUGGUCUUCUCCUGGAGAUCUCCUUGGCCUGAGAAUCUCCUCCGCGACGGCUCUUACUCCGAUCUCUUCGCGUUUAUCGGAGACGGUGAGCUCGAUUUGUGCUUUUACAGCAUCGCCACCGAUCCUCCGAUUGUUGGCUCCCUCGAGGUCUUACAAGUCGAUCCAUCCUCCUACGACGCCGACGGGACCGGUCAGGACGUUCUAUUGGUUAAUUACGGGAGGCUCACUUGUGGUUCGGAUCAGUGGGGGCCUGGGUUCACUAACCACACCGAUGCUUUCGGUCGUUCGUGGCAAUCCGACGAGGAUUUUCGAUCGGAAGGGUCUAGAUCGGCGGCUCGGUCAUUGUCGACGGUGGAGAAAAUCAAGGGAGUGAAUCAGGAGCCUAAUUAUUUUCCGAUGAAGCUUUAUCAGACGGCUGUGACUGUCUCUGGAGGUGGAUCGCUUGUUUACGAGCUGGAGGUUGACGCCAAGCUUGAUUACUUGCUUUGGUUCCAUUUCUCCGAGAUUGAUUCCACGGUGAAGAAGGCUGGGCAGAGAGUGUUUGAUCUGGUGGUGAAUGACAACAAUGUGAGCAGGGUUGAUGUGUUUAGAGAGGUCGGAGGAUUUGCAGCUUAUAGCUUGAACUAUACAGUGAAGAAUCUGAGCAGUACUACUGUGACGGUGAAGCUCUCGCCUAUCUCGGGCCCGCCGAUAAUCAGCGGGUUAGAGAAUUACGCCAUUGUCCCGGCUGAUUUGGCCACCGUGCCUGAACAAGUGGCUGCUAUGAGAGCAUUGAAGGAUUCAUUACGUGUUCCUGAUAGGAUGGGUUGGAAUGGUGAUCCAUGUGCUCCUACUAACUGGGACGCUUGGGAAGGAGUCUCAUGCCGGCCAAACCCGCAAGGAUCCACUCUCGUGAUAUUCCAAAUAGAUCUCGGAAGCCAAGGCUUGAAAGGAUUUAUCAGUGAGCAAAUUAGUCUGCUGACUAAUUUGAAUAGCUUGAACUUGAGUUCAAAUUCAUUGACCGGUCCACUACCUUCAGGUCUUGGUCAUAAAUCCCUUGUGAGUCUUGACUUGUCCAACAAUCAGCUCACGGGUCCUAUACCUGAAAGUCUGGCCUCUUCAAGCUUAAAGAGCGUGCUUUUGAAUGGCAACGAAUUGCAAGGAAAGGUACCAGAGGAGGUUUAUUCAGUUGGUGUUCAUGGUGGAAUUAUCGAUCUCUCUGGAAACAAAGGGUUAUGUGGGGUUCCGUCUCUUCCGUCGUGUCCACUGCUAUGGGAGAAUGGCCACUUAUCCAAAGGGGGUAAAAUAGCCAUAGCCAUAUCUUGUGUGGUGAUAUUCAUUCUGGUACUCUUGGUCAUUUACUUGUGCUGCAUAUGGAGGGGAAGACAUGAUUACGACUUUGCCCCUCCUCACGAUCUAACCUCGCUUGCAGCAAAGAGAAACAGAUACCAGAGGCAGAAGUCGUUAAUGCUACUGGAAAUGGAGAGCCAACACGCGAAAGGAAUGCCCACACUUCCCUUAAAUUCGCAAUAGCUGAGAAAGAGAGAUAGGAAGAGAUUUGACUUGGACAGAGAUCAAGGAGAUGAGAUGAGGAUUAGAGGUUUUUUCUGUGUAAUUAGUAUACAAAGCAUUACUCCUCAACAAGACCACAAAUAACAUUUGAAGAAAGGCAUUGGAUCAAGAGUGUGCAAUUCCACAACAACAACAAAAAGAAAGAAAGUAAGAACUUAAUCUUCCUUCUUUGUAAUAUAUUUUUUGAGUCUUUUUUAGGUCUGAUAUGAAUUAUUAAUUGGUAAGUAUACAUUCUUACUUACGCCCUCCCUUGUAUUUUGUGUUGCAUGUAUCAUACCACAUUGCUGUUCGCUUUUUUUAUAUAUUUUAAGUUUAACGGAUCUCACCAUAUAUGGAU